AUGGAAGGUGUUGCUCAACGUGGUGCCGGAAAUUUCCGUGGUGGUAUUUAUCCUCAGGACUCCCGGUUCCCCUGGUUGAUAUCUCGGUUCUUUCAAGGGUGUCAAGUGCACCCACAUUUACAUCAUCUAUGGCUUCAUAUGAGCGAGUCUUCGUUAGUUGGCGCUGUCAGUGAUAUUAUGGGCUCAUUGAUGCAAGGGUACUGUCCACAACUGCGACUCCAUCAGCGGUCACAGCCUCCUGUGUCUGACGCUGCUGCUGCCUCAGUCUGCUACAUGGUCUUAGAACUCAGAUCACAUUUUGAUGGCCAGUCAACUUUCAAUCAUCCCUUAUGGAUCUCUAUACUAGGAAACUCCCAACGCUCAAUCAUCCUUCUAGUGGUUCCUAUAGUAGGAAAGUCUUUUCUGUUCGACGAUGCAGCUUCUCGUAUAAACAUCAUCCGAAUCUCGAACUCACUAGGCAUUGAAUUGCUCGAUGCCUACAUAGGACUUCUUCAGACAGAAUUACAGGUCCUAUCAUUUUUAUGCAAAAACCGAGUUUAUCCUGGGGAUCUUUGGGAAAUUGUCGGGGAGCGCAUAAUAGAAGCGAAACAGGAGUCAAUAUUGCGACAACACCAGAUCAUUUGCGCUGAUAAUGGAUUCACAAACACAAGACACAUCGUUGUAGAGCAUCUUCUAAUGGAGGAGAGGAGGAAACGGGGACAAAUGGAGGUGUCUUUGUAUAGCCAGGCCCUUGAAUACUUGCAGCAGCACUGCAUGCUCAAACAUUCUGCGUAUCCGGUGAAGCGGGACGUCCGAUCUUCAGCAACCUCAAGUCAUCCUGUGGACCGCAGAAACUUGAGCUGUUCAACGGCUACGCAAGAGAAAUGCGAAGCAUGGUUAAAGAGACGAUACACCUACCCCCUCCAGGAUGCUGAACCUUUGAUGGGAAAUUGCUCUUUUAUGGGCGGAAUUGCCUGUUCAGUACCUGGAUUCUCUUCAGCACCUGGAUUCGCUACUAUGCACGAAGCCAAACACAAAUCCGACAUCUCGAAUUGCAUCGGACCUUUAUUGCCCCUGGUGAACUCGUUGGUCACCGUUGACGUUCAACAAGCGUUCUACGAUGCACUAUGCACAGAACAAGCUUGUCAGGCAGGGCUGGUGGCACGUCCUCUCACUGUUAAUCUGUAUCAACGCAACAUCGAGUUAGAGAUGCUCAUCUUGCGGGCCAAGAUGCGCCGCGCCAAAGCUGAGAUAGAGCUCUAUACAGUGGCCAUUCAAAAUGCUCGCGAAUUGGACUUCUCUGACAACACUAGUGUCUCGUCUUCCGCCAGUGAAUUUAUACCGCCCCCUCGACCAGAUGAAUUGUGUUUUUAUGACGAGGACCGUGAUGAUGUGACGGACGACUUUGAUGACUUUGAAUUUUGA
Suillus fuscotomentosus is the source of this 1404-nucleotide messenger RNA. RefSeq lists its product as uncharacterized. Bases 1 to 1404 code for a protein of 467 amino acids. The record is from RefSeq and is a predicted model, not a curated record. The transcript has 13 exons. NCBI's taxonomy places the organism in Eukaryota, Fungi, Basidiomycota, Agaricomycetes, Boletales, Suillaceae.